Armigeres subalbatus is the source of this 493-nucleotide messenger RNA. RefSeq names its product large ribosomal subunit protein eL29 (gene RpL29). Gene Ontology annotation, cellular component: ribosome; cytosolic large ribosomal subunit. Gene Ontology annotation, biological process: cytoplasmic translation. Gene Ontology annotation, molecular function: structural constituent of ribosome. NCBI's taxonomy places the organism in Eukaryota, Metazoa, Arthropoda, Insecta, Diptera, Culicidae. Bases 120 to 350 code for a protein of 76 amino acids. The record is from RefSeq and is a predicted model, not a curated record. The transcript has 4 exons.
CCUUAGUUUACUUCCGCCCAAAUGACAUUUGUUCUGUCAUUUGUUUUGCUUACUCUUUCCGGUUUCGUACUUGCGGUAGUGAAGUUCUGAUUCUUCUGAAGCAGUAAAGUUUCAAUACAAUGGCUAAGUCAAAGAAUCAUACCAAUCACAAUCAGAACCAAAAGGCCCACAAAAAUGGCAUCACCAAGCCGAAACGCCAACGCAGCGAAUCGACCCGCGGCAUGUGCCAGAAGUUCCUGCAUAAUCUGAGAUUCUCCAAGAAGGGUAACCUGUCAAGCGAGGAAUCUCUGAAGCGCGCUGAGGAGCGGAAGGCAAAGUUUGCUGGACUCCCAGCACCGGUUCGGCUGUAAACUUCUUUCCACCGAGGUUUUUCAGAAGGGCGAUGCUCAUUCGUAUUCGCGCAGAUACUGUUCUAUUAGGUACGGUUACGAUUGAUGCGUACAAGUGAGCGUAUGUAACUUUAAUAUGGAAUAAAAUUUCAGUUGGAUAUUUA